AUGACGGGGUAUGCUCCACAAAACGUGGAGUCGCCGCCAAAGAAGGGAGGAAUCGACUACUCCAAGUUCGACAAGAUCGAGGACUCUGACGACGAGAAGCCGGAGAAGGCUCCCGAGAAGCCGGCCGAGGCGGAGAAGCCUCACUGCCACAACUGCCACAAGGACGUGCAGAAACCGCUCCGAUGCGGAGUCUGCAAAAAGGUGUCCUACUGCUCACCGGCCUGUCAGAAGGAUGACUGGUCCUUUCACAAGAGAGUCUGCAAGAAGCCCGAGGAGAAGGCCAAGGCCGCCCCGAAGAAGGCGCCCGCCUCGGAAGCCAAGCGGCCGGCCAAAGAGGACCGGGUGGUGGACAACGACGAUGAUGAUGUCGGUACCUGGUACCGGCAUCGGGAGUGGAAGCCCACGGAGGAGCCCAAGAAGGAGUUCAAGCCGGUUCAGGUGGAGGCCAAGGUGGAAGCUCCCACGGAAGACUCGUCGCCUGCGAAGGCAGGUUCGGCCUGGAACGCCGCCGGGACCUGGGAGGAGAAAGAUGUCACCGAAUUCGCCCAGAAGGGUCUCCGGGAGGCGCUCAAGAGUUUCGCAGACGUGGAGGCGGCUGGUGGCGUCCUCAGUGCAUCCCCGGUGGAAGCCGUGGAGGGCGAGGCCUCCAAGCCCGUCAUACGUGGCAAGAUGCGCCACAUCUUCGAUCUCAACUUUCAGGUGAAGUUCGAGUUCAAAUGGAUGGACUCGUCAGGCCAGCGGAAGGCUGAGGGCAAGAUUGCCAUCAGCGACUUCACGAAUGACACUUUCGCGGAAGGUGUCCUUGCGGAGCCCAAUGUGGACUUAAGCUUCCGGGAGGCUCGGCUUCUGGAAGUCUCUCGGCGACAGGCCGUCGAGGCGGCCUUGGGAAACUCGUGGCCGCCGAAGCCGGGCACGCUGUUGGCGCAGGUUGGCGAGCAGAUGAAGAGUUGGAGCCAGGAUUUUGAGAAAGCUACUUGA
Messenger RNA from Symbiodinium natans, 978 nucleotides. The record is from the annotation of a GenBank genome assembly. NCBI's taxonomy places the organism in Eukaryota, Dinophyceae, Suessiales, Symbiodiniaceae.